Molecule: messenger RNA, 1914 nt
Organism: Schizosaccharomyces osmophilus
Lineage: Eukaryota; Fungi; Ascomycota; Schizosaccharomycetes; Schizosaccharomycetales; Schizosaccharomycetaceae
Gene: raf1
Product: CLRC ubiquitin ligase complex WD repeat subunit Raf1/Dos1
Exons: 1
Coding region: 1-1914 (637 amino acids)
Molecular function (GO): protein binding
Source: RefSeq, a predicted model, not a curated record
AUGAAUGAAGAUUUUCCAUCAAUAAAACGACAAAGAACUUUAAAUAAAUGGAACAAUGAACUCUUACCGAAAACGGACUUGGAGGAUGAAACGAUUUAUGAAAAUUUAGAGGAUGGAUUUGAGCUUUAUGAUCCUUUUGACCAAGUACAAGUUCCCCGUAGUCGGGUCUCACAACCUAUUAAAGCGAAGAUAGAAAAGAAAGAACCCGAAAAUUUUGAUGAAGAUGAGGAAUUAAGGUUGUGUUUAAGUUCUGGUUUAUACUAUCCAAAGUCUCGUCCAUAUUUGAGCAAAAAGGCAAGAGAGCAUAUUGAUCUUUUAUAUAAUACGCCGAAAAAUUUUUUAGAGUCUACAAUCCUUCAUGUUGAUUUCACCCCUCAAGAAUGUCAAAUCCUUCAGAAGGCCAAAAGGAAAUAUGGGCCUGUUAACACUGUUCGGUUCCAUGAUGCUUUUCCAAUUUAUAUUUCUCCAAAAAUACCUGGAAGAACCUACAAAGAUUGUCAGAAAUUUGAGGCCGAUUAUCCAAGCCUGAUCCCUGUUGCAGAUUAUGGAGCCUUGCAGUUGAAGAAACAAGAACGAGCUUGUUAUCUUCCGAAAUAUUUUGAAAAAUUGUUCGAUGCGAAAGUAUCACACUUCCAUCGGGGAAAUUGUAUCAACCUCAUGCAGAGUGAGACCAUUCUGUUUAUGACACCUUGGAAGUACUUUAACGAAACAAGUGGUGAUACAGUGUGCGUUGAUUUUAAUCCUUUAUUUGGAAAGUUUGCUUUUGGAAGUACAGCUCAGGACGGUGCGUACAAUAGAGUUGGCAAUUUAUGGCUGGGUGAUCUUCAGGUGGAUACCGUUCAAGCCUUAGCGGGUCAUUACAAAACUAAUGAGUAUGGAGAGAAUGAGUUUUCAACCAUCUCUGAUCUUUGCUUUUCUCAGAAUGGACAAUUUUUAUAUACUGGUGCUUUUGAUAAUACUGUGAAGGUUUGGGACAUGGCGGGAACCCUCUGUGGAAUUUCUAAUGAACCCAAUGAUCGAAUUCAUAAGCUCUCUUUAUCUAAAGAUGAUGUGCUUGCUGUGGCAUGCAAAAACGGUCUUGGUUAUAUGCUUCCAAUAGACAAAAACUCGGGCAGUAUACUUUCUUCUCAAAAACUAAUAUAUCCUAACGCACUGAAGAAAAAAUUUUCCGCAUCGUUGAUUGAAUACUCUUCUUCUUCUUCAGAUAAUGAUUCCUCUUCUCGUGUCGUUGUAGGAUACGACAGUUUUCAUUUAUCUGACUCGCGUGGAUGUCUUGCCUUAUUUGACUCUACUAAUGGUAACUUCAUCCAAAGGUUUAAUACGGCUGAUGAAGCAUUUACUUCCCUUUAUAUGCAUCCGUCAAACAUUGGAUUUGUAGCCAGUAGUAAUAACUCUCACAAAGGAAAAGUUUAUUACAUUGAUACAAGGAUUUACCAACCUGCCAUUGUGUUUAAUACCUUACAAAGAGAUAUUAAUCAUGCUACAAUUAGCAAUUCUGGGUUCCUUGUUUCAUCUAGCGGAACUGACAAUCAAACUUUUGUUUGGGAUUCUCGCAAACCCAAUAAGGUCUUGAAUGUUUUGAAACAUGGGCAAACAAAAAUGAUUCAUUUUGAUGAUGCAAAUCAGGAAGAAGUAGAUGCAGGUGUUACUAUGGCCCAGUGGGUUCCGAAUGGAAGCCUAUUUGUUACUGGCGGCAGUGACGGCAUUGUAAAAGUUUGGGAUCUUCGAUUAAAUGAGCCAUUCAUACGAAACUUUGCUGAGCUGGACUUUGCGAUCACUCACGGAGUCUUUAGUCCGGAUACAACCAAACUUUCAGUCUGCUGUAACGGAGGCGAUGUAUAUAUGUAUAAUAUAGGAAACGAUAAUCAUAACGAAUUUGGGGGGUUUACAUUUAAAGAGCACAACAUUAUUUGA